Molecule: messenger RNA, 4466 nt
Organism: Marasmius oreades (fairy-ring Marasmius)
Lineage: Eukaryota; Fungi; Basidiomycota; Agaricomycetes; Agaricales; Marasmiaceae
Exons: 20
Coding region: 42-4466 (1474 amino acids)
Biological process (GO): regulation of ARF protein signal transduction
Molecular function (GO): guanyl-nucleotide exchange factor activity
Source: RefSeq, a predicted model, not a curated record
AACAUGUUCUACUCUCAGAGAUUCUCUCUGUUACCUCCGUUAUGCGCAAGAACUCUCGGUGGUCGUCGUCUACGUAUUUCAUGAAUGCUCGGGGCUCUGCUUUGGGCAGCAAUCUCGGCUUACGAAUAUCGAGUCGAUCCCUCAAUUCUGACGAUGAAAGGAAACGUAGUAGCGAAUAUGAGCUGAUGGCAGGAUUCCAUGAUCUUAAACGGGACCUUCGAGAUAUUGAAGACCUCGACACUGUACCACUGUCUAAUAUUCUUUCACCCUUUUUCUCCAUUAUCCGCUCGCCCCUUUCGACUGGACCCAUAACUUCUGCAGCGUUGUCUGCGCUGCACGCCUUUUUCGUCAGUGGUGUAAUUUCCCCGAGCUCACUCGAGCUGGAAGUCGCCCUAUCGGAGCUCAGUCAUACCGUAUCCCACUGUAAAUUUGAGGCAAGCGAUAGCUCUGGCGACGAGGUGGUUAUUCUGAAGAUCAUGACCGUCAUUCACGAUAGCCUGUGUGGUUCUAAUGUUGGCGGGUUACUGAAUGACGUGGAGGUAUGCGAAAUGCUGGAGACUGUUUUGACUACUUGCUGUCAGAUGCGCCUAAGCGAGAUACUUCGCCGAUCCGCUGAAAAUACGAUGCAUGCACUCGUCAGAACUGUCUUUUCACGACUACACUCGCUAGAGCCAGCUGAAGAAGAGACAAAGCUAGGCUCUAGUGAUGAAGAUUCGGCCGAAGGUGAAGUCAAGAUGAAGGUGGCUUCAACUAAACCAAUACCCGAUAACUCAGAGCGACCAUCUGAAGCAGCGCAAGAAGAAGCCGUACAAGAACUUGUCGAAGAACGAAAUCACGUCCGAGAUGCUGAUUCACCUGCGUCAAUGUCAGUUUCAUCUUCCCGCACACCUUUCAGCUUACCCUCUAUAUUGGAGCUUUUGAGGGUCAUCGUAAAUGUUCUGGAUCCUAACGAUCAGCAACACACAGACUCUACUCGUUUAGUUGCCCUAGGAAUCCUCAAUUCUGCCCUUGAGGAGGCAGGGCCACGUAUUGGCGCCUUCGCCUCAUUGAAGGGGUUGAUUCUUGACCCGGGAUGCAAGUUUCUUUUUCAGCUAGCACGAUCGGACAAUUUGACAGUUCUACAUGCUACUCUCCGCACCAUAUCGACAAUGUUCCUUUCAAUGCGUGGUCAUUUGAAGUUACAGCAAGAGUUGUUUCUCGCUUUCACGAUCGACAGACUUGCGCCCCCAAUGCCCAGUGGCGGGGGUAAACCAAUCCAAAUCCCAAUGGCCAAGAAACCAACCGGAUUUCCGGCAUCACCUAGACCAGCCACCCCAGCCCUUGGACCUUCGGAACUUGAGCCUGAUGCCGAACAAAGUUCACCAACCCCAACACGCGUGCUUGUUGCUCCUGCUCGCGGGGAGACAAGAGACUUAUUUUUAGAGACCUUGAGCCAGAUUUCACGUCAUCCAAGCUUCAUGGUAGACCUCUACACCAACUAUGAUUGCGAUAUCAAUUGCGAGAACAUAUUUGAAAGGCUCAUCGAAUUUCUGACGAACGCUGUCCAUCCGUGGCAUUACACCGGUGGUGUGGAUGUACAACAACGAAAUGCUCAGUACAUGUGCUUAGAUAUGUUGCUCGCUUUUGUGAACGACAUAGCAAAACGAGCAGAGGGUUUAUCCGAAGAAUGGCCCCCUACGUAUCGUUCAGCUGAAAGUAUCAUGCAAGUCAAAUCACAGAAAAAACUCAUUCUGACCGGUGCUUCACGAUUCAAUAUGAAACCGAAGACUGGCUUGGCUUUUCUUGAAGAGGCCGGACUCAUCUACGCGGACCUAUCCUCGGAAGUUACCAAACCAAUGAGCCUUGCGCGAUUUUUAAAGGGAUGUUCUCGCGUUGAUAAGCGGUUACUGGGCGAUUUCAUUUCGAAGCCGGAAAACAUUGAUAUCUUGAAGGCUUUCAUGGACCUAUUCGAUUUCCAAAAUAAACCGAUCGCCGAUGCUAUGAGAGAGCUCUUGGAGACCUUCCGCCUGCCUGGUGAAUCUCAACAAAUAGAUCGGAUAACUUAUACGUUUGCCUCGAAGUUUUUCGCUGCAGGGCCAGCGGAAAUCAAGAGUGAAGACGCAGUCUACGUGGUAGCAUUUUCCAUCAUCUUGCUUAAUACAGAUCUUCACAAUCCACAAGUUAGAAAACGGAUGACUAUCGAAGAUUAUCAGCGAAAUCUCCGUGGUGUUAAUGAUGGGCAGGAUUUCUCCUCUGAGUUCUUGCGGAGCAUCUAUGAUUCUAUACGAAAACGGGAGAUUGUGAUGCCGGAAGAACAUACAGGGCAACUGGGGUUCGAAUAUGCAUGGAAGGAACUACUUGUUCGUUCACGAUCAGCCACCGACUACAUGUUAUGCAACUCCGCUCUAUUCGACGUCGACAUGUUCAAGAGUGUGUGGAAACCCGUUAUUACGGCCACCGCUUAUGCUUUCAUGAGCUUUGACGAUGAGCAUAUAAUCCAAAGGUCCAUUGCUGGCUUCAGACAGUGCGCCACACUGGCAGGUCGUUUCCGACUUCCCGAAGUUUUCGAUUUCGUGGUAGUGUCCCUAUCUCAGGCUACGGGUCUUCUACCAGAAUCAUUGCAAUCAACCGUGCCCAACUAUCCUGUAGUAGACGUCGAGGGACAGUUCAUCACAGUCUCUAACCUGUCUGUUAAAUUUGGAAUGAACGUGAAAGGACAGAUGGCAGCUGUGGUUCUCUUUAAUAUCGUGAACGGCAACGGCAACGCUUUGCGAGAGGGCUGGACACAAAUUUUUGAAACGUUCCAGAACCUGUUUCUCCACUCGUUACUUCCGACCAGAAUGCUUCAAAUGGAAGAUUUUGUCGGAGGCGCAUCGAUGAUUCCUCUGAGAGCGGCUCAACCUCAGCGUCCAUCUGCAAGAGGAGAUGGAGGUCUUUUAUCCACACUUUCCUCCUAUCUCAUGACACCAUACGGGGCCAGCUCGGAAAACAUGGUUCCUGAAGCAACCGAUUCUGAUAUCGAAAACACUCUCAGUACCAUUGAUUGUGUAAAUUCCUGCCGGCUGGACGAACUGUACAGCCAAAUCAUGCACUUGGAGCAGGAGGCAUUGGUCGCCUGUAUCAGGUCACUAGAAGCACUUGCCCAUGAACGGACAGUUGCAAAGUUGAAACAAGGUUCUGAUGAUGGGUUCAAUGCCAGUCAGGAUGAACAUUUUACCACGCUGCCCUAUGAUCCUGCGUCCGUAUUCCUUUUAGAGACCAUGGUGAGUAUCUCCUGCCAGGCACCACAGCACAUUGAGGACGUAUGGCCAGUCGUAUUUGAGCAUUUGUCUGCGCUACUGUCAUCGACAUCCCAUUACAGCAUACUUCUUGUUGAGCGAGCCGUGGUUGGGAUUUUACGACUUUGUCUGAUCCUCGCGCAAAAGCCUUCCCUUAGAGAUCAAUUGUAUCUGUCGUUCGACCUGUUAUCCGGUCUUCCUCCAGCGACAGCGAAUUCGGUAGCAGAGCAGGUCAUUUCCGGAGUGAUGCUUCUCAUACAGAAACACCGGGAUGUUAUUCGAUCGCAGACCGAAUGGAAGUUGGUGUUUGCGCUGAUUCGCUCAACUAUUUCCAACCCAGAGGCUGCCCGUGCCUCCUUUGACCUUGUCAGCUUGCUUGUUGGCGAAGGGGAACUUCAGUCUGUCAAUGUCGAAAAUUUUGCCGGGAUAUUGACUCUCUUGGAGGAUUUUGUGAUCCAUGCUGGUCUGUCUGCAGAGACUCAACAACGGCAAGGUAGGCGGCAAGAACAUUUGACCGCGAGCGCUCCCAUAGUGGAGCGCGGCAAGAAAGCCGUCGACCUCUUAACCAGCGCAAAGAGAUUCAUAACUCCCAUCAUUGACACAGCUGGUUUGCAGCGCGAGGAAGCCUGGAAGCGACUCUUUUUGCCUUUGUUAUCCUCACUCAGCCGACAGUCGACGAAUGCUGUUCGUGAAGUGCGCCAAAGUGCCAUAAGUCAACUACAGCGGACUUUACUUGCUCCUCAUCCGGUUCUUGACGAGGCAGAUUCUACGCAAGUCGAGGAAAUGUUCAACCGCGUUAUAUUUCCCCUUCUGGACGAGCUAUUGAGACCCCAAGUAUUCCAGCGAGAUCCUCAAGGUAUGAUUGAGACUCGGCUGAGGGCAUCUGCAUUGCUUUGCAAGACUUUCAUGCACUUUGAAGUUCGUGAAAGUCAGGCUCAAGCAGAUAUUCGCAUACUAUGGAUAGAAGUGCUCGAUUUGCUGGAUCGCUUCAUGAACAUUAGCAAGGGUGAUCAACUGUACGAAGCAGUCCCCGAAUCUCUAAAAAACGUAUUGCUUGUUAUGCAUGCCGCUCAAAUCCUCGUCCCCCCUGCUCCAGAAGAGAUGCGCGAUCCAAGGCAACGAACGCUGUGGACAGCGACGUCGGAACGUCUGGAGCGUUUCUUGCCUGGCUUCCUUUCCGAAGUGAUUCCUUCCCCUGCAUCAUCUUGA